AUGGGGGUUCGGUCCCUGCACCUGGGACAGUCCCGGUACCGGAUCGGGCCCUUCCUGGGGAUCGGGCCCCGCGGUCCCGGGAUCGGGCCCCUCACGGGGGAUCGGUUAUUGAUCGGGAUCGGGCCCGGUGAGGCCAUGGAUGAGCACGGGGGGGGCAGCCCCUGCUUCGGGAACCCCCAUUUGGGGGGCUCAGAGGGGUCCCAGUUUGAGGGUGACAGCAUGGAGGAGCGCGGGGGGGGCAGCCCCCGCUUCGGGAAGCUCCUUCCGGUGGGGCUCUGGAUCAACUCCCCCAAGAAGCGCUUGGCCAAGAUGAGCAGCCGCUGGCCCAGCGCCGCCUCCGUCCGAUCCACCUCCUCGGACACCGCGAGCCGCGGCAGCGAACCCCCCGACCCGCGGCCCCCCCAGAAACCCAAACCCCCCCGGCACAAGCGCCUCUCCAACCUGUUCCACCGCGGCUGGGCCAGCGAGAAGAAACUGGCGGAGCUCAUCGAGCCCCUCGGCGCCGGGACGGUGACGGGAGGGGGGGGGACACCCCAAAACGUCCCCUCCGCCCCCCCCCAGCCCCCCGGCAUCCUCAAGAUUUUCGGGGGGGACCUUUCCCGGGGGGCGAAUUACAAGAGCGUGUUGGCGACGCCGCGAUCCAGCGCUCGGGAGCUGGUGCUGGAGGCGCUGGAGCGAUACGGGGUGACCCCCGACGGGGACAACGGGACGUGGGACACCUUCGUGCUGUGUGACGUGGUGGGGAGGGCGGGGGGGCCCGGGGGGGGGUGGGUCCCCGAGCACCUGCGGGUUUUGGGGGACGCGGAGCGGCCGCUGGUGCUGCAGGACGUCUGGAAACCCAAAGCGGGGUGCUCGCGGCGCUUCGAGAUCCGGCGGCGGCACGAGGUGGAGCGAGCGGCGGACGGCGAGGAGGUCGUGACCCCCCCCUCCCCGCCGCCUCCAGCGCAACCGUUCCCCGCGCCGCCUCGGGGGGGCCCCCCCCGGCCCCCCAUAAAAACGGGGGCGCCCCCGGCGACCCCCCCGCCCCCCUGCGGCCGCAGCAUCAGCGACGUCAACCUGAGCAUCAAACGGCGCCGUGACCGCAGGAACGUGCUGAGCGUGGCCCCCCCGGCGACCCCCCCCCGGACCCGGAGCACCCCCAAAGCGCCCCCCCCGCCCCCCCCCGACCAGCCGGGGGGGCCCCAGGACGAGGGGGGGGCCCUGGAGCCGCUGGCGCAGUGUCUGAUCCAGCCCCCCCGCCGGCUCCCCUUCUUCCUGCUGCUGCGGGGCUACGGGCCGCAGGACUUUGUCAUCUACGUCAUGACCCGUCCCCAACACGUCUUUGGCCGCCGCCCCCAAAAACCCCCCGAAAACCCCGCCGGACCCCCCGAAAAACCUUCAGGACCCCCCGAAAAACCCGGAGGUGCCCCCGAAAAACCGGGGGGACCCCUCGAAAAACCGGGGGGGCCCCCGUUUGUCAUCGACACCUUCCUGGACGCCCCCGACAUCCUCCCCCGGCACUGCCUGGUGCAGGGGGGGGGCGACGCGGCGGAGCCCGGGGACCCCCCCCCCGCCACCCUGCGCCCUUUUCGGGGGGCACCCGUCACCCACAACGGGGUCCCCCUGUUCCACCGCGCCCCCUGCGCCCCGGGGACAUUUUGGGGCUGGGGGUGGCACUUUUUGUUCCUUUACCAAGACCCCCGGUGUCCCUUCCCCGCUCCCCCCGCUUGGCUGCCCCCUCCGACCCCCUCGCUGGGCCUGGGGGGGGUUUUGGGGUGCGUGGGGUGCGGGUUGCCCCCCCAAAAACGCGAAGCGGCCAUUCGGGAGGCCCUGGAGACCCCCCGGCCCGAAUUGCGGUUCCGGCCCCAGGACCGGGAGGUUUUGCUGCGGGAGAUCGUGCGGCUGCAAGCGGGGGGACACGGGGACCCCGCGGACGCCCCCGCCGACGGAUUUGGGGUGUCCCCCCCCCCCCGGCGAGGAGGAAACGGGGGCGCUGGCCCCCGCCUUCCUGCUGGGGCUGUGUCUGAGCACGCGGGGCGAGCGUUUCCCCCCCAGGAGCUGCCGGGGCUGCUGCAGCGCGUGGCCACCGUCAUCAGGGACAACGUCUGGGUGAGCUGGGGACACUUGGGGACACUUGGGGACAUCGAGGGGGACACGGGGAUCCCCCCCGGACGCCGCCCCCCCCCCGCCGUCCCCGACCCCCCCUCGGUCGCCCGGGACCUUCGGCCGCUGUUCCUGUGGCUGGCGAACGUGACGGAGCUGCUGAACCUGGCGCAGCGCAGCGUGGUGAACAUGGAGAAGGAGAUGGAGGAGCCGUCCCCGGAGGUGACGAGUGACCUGGACACGUGUGACGAGGCCAUGGCCACGCUGGACGAGGUCGUCAUGUCCACCUUCCAGCAGUGCGUCUAUUACCUCACCAAGGCCCUGUACGCGACGCUGCCGGCGCUGCUGGAGUCCAACCCGUUCUCGGGGGCGGGGAGCCCAGCGCCGGGGGGGGGGCCGGACCUGGGGGGGGUCCCCGAGGGGCUGCGCCCCACGCUGGGGCUGUUCCGGGUGACGCUGCGACUGUCCCACGAGUGUCACCUGCACCCGGACCUGGCGUCACAGACCUUCGGCUACCUGUUCUUCUUCUGCAACGCCUCGCUCUUCAACACCCUCAUGGAGAAAGGGGGUGCGGGUCCCUUCUUCCAGUGGUGGAGGGGGGUCCGGAUCCGCACCAACCUGGUGGUGCUGGAGUGGCUGACGGCGCUGGGGCUCGGGGACAUCGCCGCCGAGUUCUUCCGCAAGGUGUCGGCCACGGCCACGCUGCUCUGCACCCCAAAGUCCUGCCUGGCCAAGGCCAGCUGGUCCCGUCUCCGCUCCGAGUACCCGGCGCUGUCCCCAGCUCAGCUGCACCACGUCCUGUGUCACUACCAGCUGGGACAGGGGACAGUGGCCCCGCCCGCCUGGGACCCCCCCCCCGAGGAGCGCGACGAGGCCACCAACGGUGACAUCUUCGAGAGCUUCUCCGAGCACCCCCCGCUGCUGCUGCCCGGCCGGGGGUUCCGGCUGCGCCCCGGGGAGCCGGUGAGCGAGGGGGGGCUCCUGCGGCCCCUCCUGCGCCUGCGCCGCCUCCUGUGGGACCGCGAGCAGGGACAGCCCGGCCCCGACCUUGACCCCCAGGGGACGCCCCAUGGGACCCCGUGACCCCCCUGCGUGGGGACAGCUGGGGGACUCCCCCCGGGGACACCCUGGAACUGGGGGGGGGGGGGGGGGUGUGCAUCUGUGUCCCCCACCCACUGUGACCCUGACCUUGAGGGGACGUCCUGAACUUGGGGACCCCUCCCCCACCCUCUGUGACCCCUGUGACCUCUGGGGGGUUGUGACAACUUGGGGACACCCCCAGGGACCCUCGGCCACUUGCGCCACCUGGACCAGGCUCUUGUGCAUCCCUGUCCCCCACCUAUGACCUUGACCUUGUGAAGACCCUGUGGUGACACUGUGACCCCCACCCCCCCCAAUAAAGGUCACGUGACACAACUGUCA
Molecule: messenger RNA, 3504 nt
Organism: Columba livia (rock pigeon)
Lineage: Eukaryota; Metazoa; Chordata; Aves; Columbiformes; Columbidae
Gene: RASIP1
Product: Ras interacting protein 1
Biological process (GO): regulation of GTPase activity; negative regulation of Rho protein signal transduction; signal transduction
Cellular component (GO): cell-cell junction
Molecular function (GO): GTPase binding
Source: RefSeq, a predicted model, not a curated record